This is a messenger RNA of Raphanus sativus (radish), 1581 nucleotides long. RefSeq names its product kelch repeat-containing protein At3g27220. Bases 126 to 1403 code for a protein of 425 amino acids. Gene Ontology annotation, molecular function: protein binding. The transcript has 7 exons. NCBI's taxonomy places the organism in Eukaryota, Viridiplantae, Streptophyta, Magnoliopsida, Brassicales, Brassicaceae. The record is from RefSeq and is a predicted model, not a curated record.
AAAGUCUCCACCGACGUGAAAUCUUUCUCUCUCUCUCUCUUUCUUUUUGUCUCCGUCGUGUUGCUUUAAGUCUAUAUAUAUUUCCUUAUAACUAGAACUGAGAUCAUGUCUUUUCAAAAACACAAAUGGCGAACAAACCUGAUCAUCAUCACCACCGAUCUUCCAGGAGACUGAUGCUUGUAUUGUACUUCACUUGUGUUCUCGGGAUAGGAUUCGCCACAGCUUUUCUCUGUAUGCCUUUCACUAAAUCGCCAUCCUCCACCGUUUCUUCCAUCUGGGUACUUGAAAACCCACCGCAGAUUCAAGCUCCGAGCACCGCUUCCCGGAUUGUUCAGAAUAGAAGCAACAAGACGGAAGAUGAAGAACAUGUUAACGUCCGUUUACUAUCCGCCACAUUUGCCGAUUUUCCGGCGCCGGCGUUACAAUGGGAGCAAAUGCCGUCUGCUCCGGUUCCUCGACUCGACGGUUACUCCGUACAAAUCCAAAACCUUCUCUAUGUCUUCUCCGGCUACGGCAGUCUCGACUACGUUCAUUCUCAUGUGGAUGUGUUCAAUUUCACAGACAACAAAUGGUGUGACAGAUUCGACACUCCUAAUGAGAUGGCCAAUUCUCACCUCGGGAUCGUGACGGAUGGGCGAUAUGUGUAUGUGGUUUCAGGGCAGUUUGGUCCUCAAUGCAGAGGUCCCACUUCUCGUUCCUUUGUCUUGGACUCAUCCACUAAGACCUGGCUCCAGUUUCCUUCACUACCAGCUCCAAGGUACGCUCCAGCGACUCAGAUAUGGAGAGGGAGGCUUCAUGUGAUGGGAGGAAGCAAAGAGAAUCGCAACGCCGUUGCUUAUGAUCAUUGGAGCAUAGCUGUAAAAGACGGAAAAGCUCUUGACCAUUGGAGGGAAGAGGUUCCAAUCCCUCGAGGUGGACCACACAGGGCUUGUGUAGUUGCUAACGACAAGCUACUUGUGAUAGGUGGUCAAGAAGGUGACUUCAUGGCCAAACCUAACUCACCCAUCUUCAAAUGCUCACGUCGACGAGAGUUCUUUAAUGGUGAGGUGUACAUGAUGGAUGAGGAGAUGAAGUGGAAGAUGUUACCACCGAUGCCAAAGAACAAUUCCCACAUUGAAUCAGCGUGGAUCAUCGUCAAUAACUCGAUCGUUAUCGUUGGUGGGACCACGGAUUGGCAUCCAGUGACCAAAAGGCUUGUUCUUGUUGGAGAGAUCUUCCGGUUUCAGUUAGACACUUUGACGUGGUCUGUGAUCGGACGGUUACCGUACCGUGUCAAAACAGCUAUGGCUGGAUACUGGAACGGCUAUUUGUACUUCACGUCCGGGCAACGCGAUAGAGGACCGGACAAUCCACAGCCUGGGAAAGUUAUUGGAGAAAUGUGGAGAACUAAGUUGAAGUUUUGAUGUCAAUUGUUUUUGUUGUGUGCUUUUGUUAUUUGAAAGAUAUAAUAUUAGAGCUUUGGAGGAGAAACUCUUAUUCUGAUAUUUUAUAAAAUUACUUAAUGUAGAGAGUUAUUAACACUCAGAGACAGAUAUGUGAUGUAGAACUGUUUUGCCGGAUGAAAACAGAUAUGUUGAAUCA